Messenger RNA from Talaromyces stipitatus ATCC 10500, 639 nucleotides. RefSeq lists its product as uncharacterized. The transcript has 2 exons. The record is from RefSeq and is a predicted model, not a curated record. The coding region runs from base 1 to 639 and encodes 212 amino acids. NCBI's taxonomy places the organism in Eukaryota, Fungi, Ascomycota, Eurotiomycetes, Eurotiales, Trichocomaceae.
AUGGCGGAAGACCUAUUCACUGAUGGCGAUGCUUCACUUCCUCAGACGACUGAUCCAUGGGCCGAUAACUCACUGUAUGCCCCCGCUCUGGGUAAUCUAGGUUAUUCCCCUGGAUCCUCGUUUAGUCCCUCGCCGUAUCGUAUCUUGCCGCAGGAACCGUCAGAUCGUCUCGGAUUUCUCCCAUUGGAUGAAUGGGAUGAAAGUGGAGAGUAUGAUGUGCAGUCACCCCAAUAUGUUAGUUAUACAAUUGAAUGGAAGCUUUCGCUUAACCACAAGAAGGUAGGUGGUGAAACGGCAAAGGAUUUGAUUAUAGCUCCCAGUGAUUACUGGGUGAAGUCUUUGAAAAAAGCUGUUGAAGAUAUGCUACAAACAACACAGAAGCGAGGCCAGCGAGUUCGACCCGUGGAGGCGCAAUUAUGCAAAUGGAGCAAUCUACUUCAUAUCGGCAAGAAGCUUACAGUUAGUAUCAAUUUUAAGUACCAGCGAGAUACCAAUAAUCAUGAUCCUGUGUUGCGAACCAGGAAGGACAAGAAAAGAGGCCGAGUGACAGCGACUACAACUAUGCUUGCUGAACGUGAAGAAGAUAUCGCUGCGGAAGAAGUGUCUGGGGCGACCUUGCAGCUGGAAUCUAGUGUAUGA